Messenger RNA from Acanthisitta chloris (rifleman), 1397 nucleotides. RefSeq names its product von Willebrand factor D and EGF domain-containing protein-like. Gene Ontology annotation, molecular function: signaling receptor binding. The record is from RefSeq and is a predicted model, not a curated record. The transcript is spliced from 7 exons. Gene Ontology annotation, biological process: anatomical structure development. Lineage: Eukaryota; Metazoa; Chordata; Aves; Passeriformes; Acanthisittidae. Gene Ontology annotation, cellular component: cell surface; extracellular region. The annotation marks the transcript as partial.
GUGAAUAAAUGUGGGACACAAGCUCCAGUGUGGCUGUCACUGAAGUCUGAAUCCCUACCUGUUCCUGGGGAGAGCAAGAGGCUCACAGCCUGUGCUACUUGGCAGGUCUUCUUCGGGGGCACCAAGGACUGCUGCUUUUUUCGGAUACCCAUCGCUGUCCGGAACUGUGGUGAAUUCUUUGUGUAUCUCCUGCAGCCUACUCAAGGAUGCAUGGGCUACUGUGCAGAAGACAAGCUCAUAAGACUGGCUUUGCAACCAGUGAUAACUCCUGAGCUCGUGCAAGGUCGUGUCCACCUCAAGUGCACUUACAGCCACUCCUCCUCCAAACCACCACUGCAGUAUGUGGUGGUUUGGUCACACAUCUCCACCCCUGGCAAGAGAGAGCAGAUCCAUCGUGAGACCACCCUGCAGUUGUUUUCCUACAUCGAGAUGGAUGGCACAAAUCUCAGAUUGGGAGACACGUUUUUACCAGAAUCACUACAAAUUGCAGAGGAUGGCAAAGAACAUGUUUUGACUGUUCUGAGCACAGUGCCCAUUGCCUGUCCUGGGAAGGAAGAUUCCUGUAAAAUUACUUUGCAGCUAAGUACUGAGGAUUUGGGGUAUGGGCAAGUGUUUGGAGAACUCUUGUCAGAAUCCAUGUUCAUGUUCAUUUUAGACAGCCACUUACUGGGGCCCCCAAACAUCGCCCUCUCCACAUGCCAGGUGGAUCUCCUGCAGGCAUCCUGCUCGGACAGCAGCUGUGCAGCAGCCACAGUGACAGUGACAGCAGUGACAGACUUUGCCCAGGAUGGGAACCGCAUCAGCCACAUCAGAGCUGAGCCAGUGGGACAGAGGGAUUUGCUUUGGAGAACUUACACAUCCAAGGACGUGAAGGUCACAGUUCGAGACCUCCCAACAGGGAACUGCUACUCUUUCACUGAUCCACACAUUAUCACUUUUGAUGGAUGGCGUUAUGACAACUAUAAAAUUGGGACUUUCCUCCUGUGUCGAAGCUUAUCACGGACGUUUGAAGUUCAUGUCAGGCAGUGGGAUUGUGGAGGUCAUCGCUCUGCCACUGCCUGCAAUUGUGGUGUGGCUGCACAAGAAGGGGGUGAUACUGUGGUGCUGGACACCUGCAACAGUCACUUUCAUGAGAGCAGACCCCAGCUAACCAUCAAAAGCACUGAGGCAUCGCCACGUGUCAAAAUCCUAAAGUCCUACGGAGGCAGGAAAAUAACAAUCCUGUUCCCUUCGGGUGCAUUUGUUCGAGCUGACAUGAGCAAGUGGGGAAUGGGUGUGACAGUGAGGACACCAAGCAGUGACUUCAACAGCACCAGAGGUUUGUGUGGCCUCUUUGACGGGAUCGGUCACAACGACCUGAGCAAUGUGCCUGAGGAAGACUUCAUAGAGGAGUGGAG